AUGUUCCGUCAAAGCAUUCGACGCUUUGGAACCACUGCCCUUCGGACUGCGGCCGCGGAGUCUUACACCGCCCGGGUAUCCACGGCGCAGGGCGUUGUGAAUGGACUAACGGAAGCAAUUGGAAACACCCCUCUGAUCCGCUUGAAGCGACUCUCCGAAGAAACCGGGUGCAAUGUCCUGGGCAAAGCCGAAUUCCAGAACCCCGGUGGAAGUGUGAAGGACCGCGCUGCACUGUUCGUGGUUGAAGAUGCUGAGAAGAAGGGAUUGCUGCGUCCCGGUGGCACCGUGGUGGAGGGAACAGCAGGAAACACAGGAAUUGGCCUGGCCCAUGUGUGUCGCUCCAAGGGCUACAAGCUGGUCAUCUACAUGCCCAACACCCAAUCGCAGGGCAAGAUUGACCUGCUUCGACUGCUUGGUGCGGAGGUCUACCCAGUCCCCGCCGUCGCCUUUGACAACCCCGAAAACUACAACCAUCAGGCACGUCGUCAUGCUGAGUCGCUGGACAAUGCCGUGUGGACCAACCAAUUCGACAACAGCGCCAAUCGCCAAGCUCACAUCGAAACAACUGGUCCAGAGAUCUGGGCACAGACGGCCGGCAAGAUCGAUGCAUUCACCUGUGCCACUGGUACCGGUGGAACGCUUGCUGGAAUCACUCGCUACCUCAAGACCGCCAGUGACGGUCGGGUGAAGAGCUUCCUGGCCGACCCGCCAGGCAGUGUCCUGCACAGCUACAUCCAGAGUGGUGGUAAGCUGAUUGACCGCUCUGGUGGCAGCAUCACCGAGGGCAUUGGACAGGGUCGUGUGACGGACAAUCUGCAGCCUGAUAUUGACCUCCUCGAUGGCUCUCUGAACAUCCCCGACGAGAAGACCAUUGAGAUGGUCUACCGCUGCCUGGAUGAAGAGGGUCUGUAUCUCGGAGCCAGCUCUGCAUUGAACGUGGUGGCUGCCAAGGAAGUGGCCGAGAAGCUCGGCAAGGGCAGCACAGUGGUGACUAUCCUUUGCGACGGCGCCUACCGCUACGCUGACCGGUUGUUCUCCAACACUUGGCUUGAGUCGAAGAACCUGCGGUCAUCCAUUCCCAAGCAUCUGGAAAAGUAUAUUGUGUUGCCUUGA
Penicillium subrubescens is the source of this 1113-nucleotide messenger RNA. Its product is annotated as cysteine synthase A. Bases 1 to 1113 code for a protein of 370 amino acids. The transcript has 2 exons. Gene Ontology annotation, cellular component: cytoplasm. The record is from RefSeq and is a predicted model, not a curated record. NCBI's taxonomy places the organism in Eukaryota, Fungi, Ascomycota, Eurotiomycetes, Eurotiales, Aspergillaceae. Gene Ontology annotation, molecular function: cysteine synthase activity.